UUCUGCCAUGAACGCUACUGAGUAUACCUCGUCUCCCCCCACAGCAGACGAUGACAGAGCUGCUAGUGAUGACAUUUGCAUCACCACUGCUCCGGCGACUGAUAUCCCUUCACAACUGACGAAGGCACAGUCAUCGGCACCCACUCUGGAAGAGGUCCUCACUCAGACCUCGACCACUGACACACUUAUAUCGUCGAUCGCCGGCACUGUUGAAGACUUCGCGGGAAAAGACGAAGCCUUCAGAAAAGAGCUCCGCAAGCGGCUCUUCCAACUUGUACUCAAGAAAUAUGCUUGGUGGUCCGCCCGCCUUGUGCACGAGCGCAACGUUCAUAACUAUGACUUGGAGCGAGAAAUCACCGAGUUGCAGCAGGCCGAAGUAGAAAGAGAUCGUCUGCAUGCGAAGCUCUCGGAGUUGUUUGCCAUGGUCAACAGAGCUGUCGAACUUUCAAGGCAAUUCUGAGAGAUUACUAGUGUCACA
Messenger RNA from Pisolithus orientalis, 478 nucleotides. RefSeq lists its product as uncharacterized. NCBI's taxonomy places the organism in Eukaryota, Fungi, Basidiomycota, Agaricomycetes, Boletales, Pisolithaceae. The record is from RefSeq and is a predicted model, not a curated record. The transcript is spliced from 3 exons. Bases 8 to 460 code for a protein of 150 amino acids.